CGAGAGUUGAUUUAGCUUAUAGUUUUCAUAAAAAUCAAGAACCAACAUAGCCAUGUCUAUCAUAUUGAUGCUUGUUGGAGUAUUAUUAUCUUCCACUGCAUUCGAAUUUACGGGUGCACAAUCUGUUGGUGUUUGUUAUGGAGCAAAUGGAAAUAAUCUACCAACAAAACAAGCAGUGGUGGAUUUAUACAAAUCAAAAGGAAUUGGUAAAAUCCGUCUAUACAAUCCAGAUGAAGGAGCACUUCAAGCUCUCAAAGAUUCAAACAUAGAAGUAAUCCUAGGUGUCUCAAAUGAUGCCCUCAAUUCUCUUACAAAUGCCCAAUCCGCCACUGAUUGGGUCAACAAGUACGUAAAAGCCUAUUCUCCAAAUGUCAAAAUCAAAUAUAUUUCGGUUGGUAACGAAAUUCAUCCAGAUUCACCUGAAGCCAAUUCAGUUCUUCCAGCAUUACAAAACAUUCAAAACGCAAUAUCUUCAGCCAAUUUAGGACAAAUCAAAGUGUCUACCGCAAUCGACACGACACUAAUCGGAAAAUCUUACCCACCAAACGACGGUGUUUUUAGCGACGCUGCAAGUGGUUACAUAAAACCUAUUGUUAACUUUUUAGUUAGCAACGGUUCACCACUUCUUGCAAAUGUGUACCCUUAUUUUUCAUAUGUUAAUAACCAACAAAGCAUUGGUCUUGACUAUGCUCUGUUUACUAAACAAGGAAAUAAUGAAGUUGGGUACCAAAACUUGUUUGAUGCAAUAUUGGAUUCAAUUUAUGCUGCUCUUGAGAAAGUAGGAGGUUCUAAUGUGAAGAUUGUUGUGUCUGAAAGUGGGUGGCCAUCUCAAGGUGGAACUGGAGCUAGUGUUGGAAACGCACAAACUUAUUAUGGAAACUUGAUUAAGCAUGCUAAGGGUGGGACACCAAAGAGGCCUAAUGGACCUAUUGAAACUUAUCUUUUUGCUAUGUUUGAUGAAAAUCUGAAGACAGAUCCUGAAACCGAACGAUAUUUUGGUCUCUUUAAUCCUGACAAAUCACCUAAAUAUCAACUUAAUUUCAAUUAAGAAAUAUCGAGAGGUGAUUAUGUAUAAUAAUAAACUUGAUGUAACUUGCAAUAGCCAAUAACUAAGGGUACAUUGUGCCCUUUUGGUUACUUUUAGAUGUUUGCAUCAAUGAAUAAUGAUAUGUAUUGUAUACUCACA
Messenger RNA from Cicer arietinum (chickpea), 1186 nucleotides. Its product is annotated as glucan endo-1,3-beta-glucosidase-like. Gene Ontology annotation, molecular function: hydrolase activity, hydrolyzing O-glycosyl compounds. Gene Ontology annotation, biological process: carbohydrate metabolic process. Lineage: Eukaryota; Viridiplantae; Streptophyta; Magnoliopsida; Fabales; Fabaceae. The record is from RefSeq and is marked provisional.